This is a messenger RNA of Acanthosepion pharaonis, 1005 nucleotides long. The record is from the annotation of a GenBank genome assembly. Lineage: Eukaryota; Metazoa; Mollusca; Cephalopoda; Sepiida; Sepiidae.
AUGGAGUAUAGUUUCUUCUUUUUCGUCUGUUUAAAUUACACCUGUCUUUCUUUUUCUUUCCUUUUUCUUUCUCUUUUCUUUCUUUCUUUCAUUCAUUCUUUCUUUUUUCUUUCUUUCUUUUUAACUAUCUUUAUUGACUUCUUAUUUCGACUUAUUCAAAAUUUUUGCUUCAUUUUAUUGUGCAUUUUUCUUUCCUUCUGUCGUUCUUUUUUUCUCGGUCUAUUUUAUUAUAUCAAUUCUAAUUCCUUAUUUCUCUUUAGUCUAAUGUUCUUUCUUUCUUUUUUCUUUCUUUCUCGUUUUCGGUCGUUUUCACAUUCUCUCUUUCUUUCUGUUCCUCCUAGCUCUCUUCUGUCUAUUUAUUCUACUUCUUUAUUUAUUUUUAUUCUAUCUUUUCUCUCUUUCAUUCUUUCUUUUUCUAGUUCUUUCUUAAACUCUUUGAUCUAUUUAUGCUACUCUGUUUUAUUCCAUAUUUAUCUACUUUCUUUCUUUCUUUCUCUCUUUCUUUCUUUCUUUCUUUCUUUACGCUUUCUAUACUUCCUUUGCCCUUCUAUAAUUCUAUUCCAUUUCUUUCUUUCUUUCUUUCUUUCUUUCUUUCUUUCUUUCUUUCUUUCUUUCUUUCUUUCUUUACACUUUCUAUACUUCCUUUGCGAAUAUCUUUCUUUCUUUAAGCCUUCUAUAAUUCUAUUCCAUUUCUUUCUUUCUUUCUUUCUUUCUUUCUUUCUUCAAUCUAUAUAUUGUAUUUCUUUAUCAUUACAUUUUAAUUUUCCUCUUUCAGUUUUACCGUUCCUUAUCAUUUUCUUUUUGUCAAUUAAUAAUUAUUUUUUUCGUUCUUUCUUUCGAUUUAUUAUAAGUUACUUCUUUUUAUUUUUUUCUUUCCUUUAUUUUUCUUUCCACCCCACUUUGAUCCUUUUUCAAAGUUUUCUUCUUUUCUUCCUCUUUUCAUCUCUUUUCUUUUCUUUUUCUUUUUUUAUACUUCGCCUUCCUUCUCGUUUGCAUUUUUUCUAG